Molecule: messenger RNA, 2302 nt
Organism: Ahaetulla prasina
Lineage: Eukaryota; Metazoa; Chordata; Lepidosauria; Squamata; Colubridae
Gene: POFUT4
Product: fucosyltransferase 11
Exons: 3
Coding region: 297-1778 (493 amino acids)
Cellular component (GO): Golgi membrane
Molecular function (GO): alpha-(1->3)-fucosyltransferase activity
Source: RefSeq, a predicted model, not a curated record
GGAGGCCCCUGCCUCAGACUGUCCUUGUCUUUUCCCUCAAGAUUUGGGCCCAGGCUACCCAGGGCAGCGAGACAAAGGGCUUCCCGGCCUAUACCGGCUGCCUCGCUUGUCCCUAUUUGAAGGGAAAAAACACCCGGACGGAGUCGCCGCCUCAGCGCCAAGAAAAAAAAAGAAGCGGGAACGGAAGCCCCUCGUCCGCUUCUCUCCCUGCUGAGGCGGAGCGGGAAAAUGUCCGCCCCCCCCCAUACUGCCCCGGAGACGACGGCCGCCCCGGGGCGCGCUGAGGCGAAGCGGCCAUGGCUUUCCUCCGGCUGGUCCAGCUCGCCGCUUGGUGCUGCUGCUGCUGCUCGGCCGGCGGCACGGAAGAAAUCCCCUCAGGGCCCGAAGAGGCCUCUGAGGAGUCGGGAAACGCCCGUUUCUUUCAGCCGGCGCAGCUCCACGCCGCCGGGCUGUCGGUGGCCGCCGCUCCGUCCUUCCGCGGGCCCGGGAACCGCGACCGGCGCGCCAACCGGGAGCUGCCCAUCCUGCUGUGGUGGAGCGGCGGCCUCUUCCCGCACUUCCCCGGCGGGACGGCGCGCAUCGACUGCCCGCGGGGCUCCUGCCUGGCCACCAAGGAGCGGCGGGUGCGAGGCCACCGGCGGACGCGCUCGCUGCUCUUCUACGGCACGGAUUUCCGGGCCUACGAGGCUCCGCUGCCCCGGCUGCCUCACCAGACCUGGGCCCUCUUCCACGAGGAGUCGCCCAUGAACAACUACCUGCUCUCGCACGGCGCCGGCAUCCGCCUCUUCAACCACACCGCCACCUUCCGCCGCCACUCCGACUUCCCGCUCAGCCUCCAGUGGCUGCCCGACCUGGCCUACCUGCGCCGCCCGCCGAGGCGCGGCCUAGCCGAGAAGGACCGCCUGCGCCAGCGAGGCCUGGCCCCGCUGCUCUACCUGCAGUCGCACUGCGACGUCCCCGCCGACCGCGACCGGUACGUGAGGGAGCUCAUGAAACACAUCCAGGUGGACUCUUAUGGUAGAUGCCUGAACAACCAAAAACUUCCCAAUAUGAGAUUGAUGGACACUUCUACAGCCACUACAGAGGACUCUGAAUUCAUGAAUUUUAUUUCUAAAUACAAAUUUCACCUGGCUAUGGAGAAUGCCAUCUGUCCUGAUUAUAUGACAGAGAAACUCUGGAGGCCCAUGCAUGUAGGGGCUAUCCCUGUGUAUCGAGGUUCACCAUCCGUACGAGACUGGAUGCCUGAUGAUCAUUCCAUUAUUCUUAUCGAUGACUUUGGAAGCCCUAAAGAACUUGCAGAAUAUAUUGAUUUUCUGGACAGGAACCCAGAUGAAUAUUUGAAAUAUCUAAAUUACAAGAGCCCACAUGGUAUUACAAACCAGUUCUUGCUUGAGAACAUGAGGAAGCGUGAAUGGGGGGUAAAUGACAUGUCCCUGCCUAAUUAUCUAAACGGAUUUGAGUGCUUCGUCUGUGACCGAGAAAAUGCAAGACUUAAUGCAGAGAGAGACCACAAAAAAACUCACGGGAAAUCACUAGCGCCAGAAGUUCAUAUCGCAGAGACCACACACAUGGGAUGUCCUUCACCAGCACCUGGUUAUGGCAAUAUUGAAGACAUUCCUGAUGGAGACAGUUGGAAAGAAAUGUGGCUUCAAGAUUACUGGCAGAGUCUUGAUCAAGGAGAAGCUCUCACAGCUAUGAUUCAUCAUAAUGAAACUCAUCAAGGGAAGUUUUGGGAUUAUAUGCACAAAAUCUUCUUGAAAAGGACUCAGCAUAACUAACCAAUUAGGAUUCUUUGUUAUAUAAAAAAUUCUAUAUGAACAAUGGGCAGAAUAUGUACUCUUACCAACUUGCCUUAUGUGACAACUGAGUGUGUUAAUCAGGCAGAUACUAGACACACCAUUCAGGAAUAAGACAGUAACAUUUUUGCUGAAAUAUUUUAAUUAGAAUUAAAUCAAAUCAAUUGUUUUUAUAAAAUAUUUUUGUUAAAAAGUGACUACUACUGCAAUUCAUGAUAUAGCCUUUUUAAUUCUGUAAAUAAAAAUUCUUUGUAUAUACUGAGAAUUGAAAUUAGUACAAUGGUGUACUAAUGUUAGGGUGCUGUUCUGGGACCAAGGAGAAUUAGGAUCAAGUCAACCCUUAAUGGUGGAAAUUUGCUUCCUGAUUUUGGAUCGGUCCAGUCUCAGCCCAGCCUACCUCACAGGACUGCUGUUGUGGGGAUAAAUAUGAAGGCAGAUCCCCUGUAAGCUGCCUUGGGCGCCAGGAAGAGAGGUGGAAUAUAAAUCAAAUAAAUCUUUAAUUAUUA